This is a messenger RNA of Calidris pugnax (ruff), 3532 nucleotides long. RefSeq names its product intraflagellar transport 57 (gene IFT57). The transcript is spliced from 11 exons. NCBI's taxonomy places the organism in Eukaryota, Metazoa, Chordata, Aves, Charadriiformes, Scolopacidae. Gene Ontology annotation, biological process: non-motile cilium assembly; intraciliary transport. The record is from RefSeq and is a predicted model, not a curated record. The coding region runs from base 10 to 1284 and encodes 424 amino acids. Gene Ontology annotation, cellular component: intraciliary transport particle B; cilium; Golgi apparatus.
GGCUCCAAGAUGGCGGACGAGUCUGGGGGCGGCGGUGGGACUCGGCGCGGAGCAGGGGAGCGGGACGAGGAGGGGGCGGCGGCGGAGCGGGGCCCGGGCGCGGCCUAUCACAUGUUCGUGCUGAUGGAGGACCUGCUGGACAAGCUGAAGCUGCUCAGCUACGAGGAGGAGGCGCUGAGGCGCCACAACAUGCGGCCUCUCUCCAGGCACUACUUCGCACUGCCCACUAAUCCCGGUGAGCAGUUCUUUAUGUUUUGCACGCUUGCUGCUUGGCUGAUCACUAAGGCGGGACACCCCUUCGAACAGCCACAAGAAUAUGACGACCCCAACGCAAUAAUCUCAAAUGUGCUCUCAGAACUGCGAUCGUUUGGAAGGCCUGUGGAUUUUCCUCCCUCAAAAUUAAAGGCAGGCUAUGGAGAGCAAGCAUGCUAUGUUCUUGAUUGUUUAGCUGAAGAAGCCUUGAAAUACACUGGCUUUAGCUGGAAAAGGCCAGCAUAUCCAACAGAAGAGCUAGAAGAAGAAGAAGUAACAGAAGAUGAUGCAGAACUGACGCUUAAUAAACUAGAAGAGGAUGUUGAGGAAGAAGAGUCGGACAAUGAAGAAAAUUUUAUUGACCUGAACAUUCUAAAGGCACAGACAUACAGAUCGGACAUGAAUGACGCUGCAAAGCAAGAACAAAUUUUACAGUCCACGAUAGAUGCAGCAGAGUGGAAUCUGGAAGUGGAACGUGUGCUUCCACAGCUGAAGGUUAUGGUCAGGACUGACAAUAAGGAUUGGAGGAUUCAUGUAGAUCAAAUGCAUCAACAUAAGGAUGGAAUUGAAUCUUCUUUGAAAGAAACUAGGGGUUACCUUGACAAACUCCAUAAUGAAAUCAGCAGGACAUUGGAAAAGAUCAAUAGCAGGGAAAAGUACAUCAACAAUCAGUUGGAGCACUUGGUUCAAGAGUACCGUUCAGCACAAGCCUUGCUGAGUGAGGCUAAAGAGAAGUACCAGGAGGGGAGUGGAGGAGUAACUGAAAGGAUUAGAGUGCUUUCUGAGAUUACAGAAGUAUUAGAGAGAGUAAAGCAAGAAACGGAGGAGAAAGGAAGCAGUAUGACUGAUGGAGCUCCUCUAGUGAAGAUUAAACAGGCCUUAACAAAACUGAAGCAAGAAACCAUUCAAAUGGACAUACAAAUUGGUGUCAUGGAACACACGUUACUCCAGUCAAAGCUGAAAGAGAAAUCCAAUAUGACCAGAGAUAUGCAUGCAACGAUGAUUUCAGAAGCCACAGUAGGUGCCUAUUAAAAUUAUUUGGAGCUGACUUGGUUUGCUCAAAAUACAGUUUUCUACCAUUUGCUUUUUUGUUAGUUUAGAGGUAUCCUUUUUCUUGGGACUUUCUUUUUUCUUGUUUGUUUUUAACAAAAUGCUUGUCAUGCGUUUUUAAGAAGUAUCACGCACACUUUGGAUUCAAUGUAGAGCCAUGUUUAGUUUUCUGCUGUAAAGAUUUACUGCAGAUCCCUUCCAAAUGUACUAAUAAAUUGCUAUUAAUGAACAUGUCUCUACUUCAUUGGAGAAUGUUGUUUAGUGUGAAAGUCUAUAGAAUGAUGCUGACAGCCUGUAAUCUUGAUAUGCUACAGUGCUGAAAGAAAAUUGCUUGCAAAGGACUUGAAAGGAAUUUAAUAUGUCUGUCAUUGCCAUUUACAUACAUUUAGUACAAAGUAUUUAAUUGCUGAUAUUGAAAUGAUACAGCAUUACCCUUUCUAAAAGGCUGGGUCAAAAUUGGCAUCAACUGCAAGUAAAAGUAAAUUAUUGCUCUGAACUGAAGUUUAUGAAUUAAGCAAUAAGCUAAUGUUUCAAUAAUAUUGUCAUGCUCCUAGUGCAUCCCUACACAAAUUUGUGAAUGGACAACCACCCUAUUCCUCACUUGGUUUUUUGGGGGGUAGGAGAGGGGGAGUGGUCCUCUAGAUGGUAUAGAUAUUUUUUGAAAUUAUUUUUACAUUGUCUCUAACAGAAGCAACGAUACAUAAGACCAAAGGAUGUGGAAAGUACUGUUUGGAAACUACUGUUGGCUUUCUAAUUUUUUUUCCAUGUGUCAUGAUUGUUUCAGAGUCACUUUAUGUUAGCAUUGAGUCAAAUGCUGCUUUCAUUUAUAGUAUGUAGUAGAGCUCCGUGGACAUCAUUUGGAUUACUCUUGUUUCCUGUUCUUGUGUUAGAACACCUAAUUUUGAUUUCUGUUAAGGAAAAAUGUUGCCAAAUCUAUUUGUGUAAUAUGGAAUGAGAAGGAAAAUAAAUGUAGGAGGAAGGAGUUGGAAAUGUAAUGGAACAGGAAGCUCCCUUGGUCUUGGUAGAUGCGUAGGUAGGGAGUGAUUCUAGCUGUUACUGGUAAUGAAGGAGCGUGGAACAAAGCAAUAACCUUAUUAAAGUACUAGUACGGCCUUUUGGUCACCAUUAUUCAUAAGCCAUGGACAAUAUCAGUACAAUUCCAGUGAAAUCCUCCCCUAACUUCCGGCAGCAACUCCAUUCAUCUUACAAUUAAUUUCUCUCUAUUAAGGGUGAGCAGUAUUUUGCAGAAUCAGGGGAUCAGUUCUGUGUCUGAAAGUCAAAACACUUGACACAGUCAGUACCAUGAGCCAGUUUCUUAAUUUUGUUGUGCUUCAGUAUUUCAUUUGCCAAAAAGAAAAAGACCUAAACCCAUCAGAGUUUAAUAACUGAAAAGCUAUAUGUAAAUGUCAACUGUUAUAAUUUACCUGUGCAAGCAACUGCUGAAAAUCUCUAUGAAUCACACUGGAAAUCAGUUUCCAGCUUCUUUUGCUGCCUACCUAUAUCCUCCCACAUUCAUCUUAAAUUAGAAAAGUUAUUCAUGUUCCCUUUGUUAGGUGGUGUUGCUACUGCAUAUUUACUUUAACUGUGGGUUUACUUAAGAUAAAGCAAUUCCCUUCUGCGUUGCCUGCAAAGCAGCUCACUGAGGCUUUUGGAUUGCAAAUGUUGUGCUGUAUAAAUGCUGUUUAUGUAAAUACUUUCCUCCUCCCUCAUGCUAAUAAAGCAAACACAAUUAAUCAAAAAUCUUCCCUUAUGAAUAGAGCCUCUUAUUCUAUUAGAAGUGAAUCUGUUGAGACAAGCAUGGCCAAAACCCCUCUAAUAUGGUAGAAGAAUCUCCAGAAGACAAGCUAUCCUCCUUUAUGCCAAAGUAAUUCUAAAAUAGUGUGCUAAUUAUAAUUAAUCUACAUUAUUUUUCACGGUACUGUCUGAAACUGUGUUAAUCUAAGCAGGACACUUCUGUUGUCUCAAGAGUGAUACACAGCCCUUAAUUGUUAUCUGGCAAAGAAAGCCAUUUGCCCAUUUAGACAGUAAAAUUACUUGACCCCACUCUGAAGGUGGUCUUACUGAUCCAGGAAGUGGCAACACCACCUGCCUUAAAAGCAUGAGGAGAGCAAUGAGGUCUGUCAGAAGCAGCCUGAAAGGCUGUUCCAAAAAAAAAGUUAUUAUCUGUGUAAUUAUUGCAGUGCUGGAUCAAUGCAGGCAGCAGAAACCACAUUAAAAUUAAAUCACUCAA